Messenger RNA from Lotus japonicus, 4086 nucleotides. RefSeq lists its product as uncharacterized. The record is from RefSeq and is a predicted model, not a curated record. Bases 1 to 4086 code for a protein of 1361 amino acids. The transcript has a single exon. Gene Ontology annotation, molecular function: RNA-DNA hybrid ribonuclease activity; nucleic acid binding. Lineage: Eukaryota; Viridiplantae; Streptophyta; Magnoliopsida; Fabales; Fabaceae.
AUGAGGAUCUUGGCGUGGAACUGCCGCGGGCUUGGGAACCGGCGGGCAGUUAGGGCAUUUAAAAUGCUCAUCCACUCAGAAGCUCCUGAUGUUUGUUUUAUUUUAGAGACUCGUUUGUUUACAGCAGAGAUGUUACGGCAGAGGGGGGCGGGAGGCCUCUUUAAUAUAUUUCCAGUUCAGUGUGCUGGUGCCAGACAUUCUAGAGCUGGCGGGUUGUGUUUGUUUUGGCGUGAUGGUAUUGAUGUGGGGAUCAUUAGCUCCUCUUUGAAUCACAUUCGUUUUUCCGUGACUGAUGCGGACUCACAUGCCUAUAUGGAAUGUGUGGCGGUGUAUGGUUUUCCAGAGGAGCGCAAUAAAUGGAGGACAUGGGAAAUGAUUCAGAGACUAAAACCGGCGGACUCUAUUCCUUGGUGCUGCUUUGGUGACUUUAAUGAUAUCUUAUCCCCUGAUGAUAAACUUGGAUGGGAUCCGCCGGAUGUGGGGAGACUUCAAGAACACGCUUUGCUCCGUAGGGAGUGUGGAUUAAAUGAGGUGAAUUACUCAGGGAACCGUUUUACAUGGUCUAAUAACAGGCAUCCGGGUAACAUAGAGGAGCGUCUUGAUUAUGCCAUAAUCAACAAGGCGUGGGAAGAAUUGUGGCCAGUGACUUCAGUUUAUAAUAGAACGAGGUACAAAUCUGACCAUAGCCCGAUUUUGGUGUAUUGUGGGAAUCGUAAGAGGGGGGUUGAGAAGAAGAGAGAGAGGAGAUUCAGAUUUGAGGAGUUGUGGUUACAACAGGGGGAGGCGUGUAGGGAGGUUGUGGAUGGGGUGUGGGGGAGGCCAUCAUUGGGGAUCACCCAGAAAAUUACUGCGGUGGGUGAGGCUUUGGACAGUUGGGGGAGAGACGUUUUUGGGGAUAUUCCAAAGAAGAUUUCGGAGGCGAGAGUUCUUCUCCAACGUCUCCAAAGACGGGUUCCGACUCAGGAGGUUCUCGACGAGAUCAGGGCGACGGAGCGAGAGCUUGAUGUGCUUUUGGAGCAUGAGGAGAUUAUGUGGAGUCAGAGAUCGAGAGCGACGUGGCUUCGCCAUGGGGACCGUAAUUCUCGUUUUUUCCAUCAGAAAGCUUCCCAAAGGAGACGGCGUAAUAUGAUUGAAUGCAUUCAGGAUGCAAAUGGGAGGGAAGUGGAGACGGAUGAGGAGAUUGCUCAUGUGCUUCUUUCUUAUUUUCAGGAUCUCUUCACUUGCUCAAACCCGUCCGGGAUUGAGGAGGCUGUGGCCUUAGUCGCUAAUAGAGUCUCCCCGGCUCAUCGGGAGACGCUUCUGGCAGCUUUCUCCCGUGAGGAUAUAGAGGAGGCUCUUUUUCAGAUGCACCCAACCAAGGCUCCAGGGGCGGAUGGAUUACCAGCUUUAUUCUAUCAAAAAUUUUGGGCUAUAAUUGGAGAUGAUGUCUCCCACUUUUGCUUGCAGGUGCUUCAGGGUAACAUUGAUCCAGGUAUUGUGAAUCAAACCUUGCUUGUUUUAAUUCCUAAAAUUAAAAUACCUGAGCAUGCUAGCCAAUUCAGGCCCAUUAGCCUUUGUAAUGUUAUCUUUAAGAUUAUCACAAAGUGCAUUGCAAAUAGGUUGAAGAUUAUUUUGCCUGAUUUAAUUUGUGAGUCGCAAAGUGCUUUUGUCCCUGGUAGGCUUAUAACGGAUAAUGCGUUAAUUGCCUUUGAAUGCUUUCACUUUAUGAAAAAGAGAAUCCAGAGCCGGAAUGGCAUUAUGGCACUCAAACUGGAUAUUUCUAAAGCAUACGACCGGGUUGAGUGGCCUUUUCUUCAGUCUGUUAUGACUUCUAUGGGCUUCCCACUUUGUUGGGUGAACCUAAUUAUGCGAUGUGUAUCCUCUGUGAGUUUCUCUAUUUUGCUUAACGGGAAUAGACAGGCACCUUUUGCUCCUCAUCGAGGGUUGCGACAAGGUGACCCUCUAUCGCCCUACCUUUUUAUUUUGUGUGGGGAAGUAUUUUCUGCUAUGAUUAAUAAAGCUGUUUUAAAUUCCUCUUUGCAUGGGGUUAAAAUUUCUAGAUCAGCUCCUGUGAUCUCACAUUUAUUAUUUGCAGACGACAGUGUUAUUUUUGCUAGAGCAGAUGUGCAAGAGGCGGAGUGUAUUCGUAAUAUUCUCUCUUCCUAUGAGAGGGCUUCAGGCCAAGCUAUUAAUCUUGAUAAAUCAAUACUUUCAGUUAGCCGCAACGUGCCACAAAAUUUUUUCCAUGAGCUAAGACAGCUGCUAGGAGUAAAGGCAGUGGAAAACUUUGAUAAGUAUUUGGGGUUACCGACUAUCAUUGGAAAGUCGAAGUCCCAGAUAUUUCAUUUUGUUAAGGAAAGAGUUUGGAAGAAGCUCAAAGGGUGGAAAGAGAGGUCUUUGUCGAGAGCGGGUCGUGAGGUACUUGUGAAAGCGGUGGUUCAAGCUAUUCCGGCGUAUGUGAUGUCCUGCUUUGUUCUGCCGGAUGGGCUUUGUGAUCAGAUUGAAGGAAUGAUUAGUAAAUUCUAUUGGGGGGGAGAUGUUUCUAAAAGGAGUCUUCAUUGGGUUUCAUGGGACAAAUUAUGUCGCGCAAAAGAUGAGGGUGGACUUGGUUUUCGGGAUUUUAAAUCUUUUAACUUGGCUCUUGUAGCAAAGAACUGGUGGAGGAUUUAUCAUUUUCCAAAUUCCUUGUUUAGCCGUGUUUUCAAGGCAGUAUAUUUUCCUAGUGGAGAGCUGAGAGGGGCUAAGAGAGGAUAUCGGCCCAGCUAUGCUUGGUCUAGUAUCUUGAAAUCAAGUAGGAUCUUUGAGAGGGGUGGAAGAUGGAGACUUGGGAAUGGACAAUCGGUGAAUAUUUUGCAUGAUGCAUGGCUCCCAAACGGUGCACCUUUGGUUUAUCGUCAGGAUCUUUUUGAGGAAUUACACUUAAAAAUGGUGUCAGACUUGUUAGUGAAUGGUCGAUGGAAUGUGAGUUUGGUAGAGAUGGUUUUUAACCCAGCCUCUGCAGCGGUUAUUCUAGCGGUCCCUUUGCCUAUUCAGAGCUGUGUUGAUCGUCUUUUCUGGCCAGGUUCUCCUGAUGGGUGGUAUACCUCUAAAAGUGGCUAUGAGUUUCUCAGGUUGGAGAAUAGAUCUUUGUUGGCAUCGUUGUCUACAGCUGCUGUGGUGCCAGGUCCGUUUUGGACGCAGGUUUGGAAGGCUCACUCACUACCUCAUUGCAAAGAGGUGAUGUGGAGAGCUUGUGCGGGUUAUCUUCCUGUGAGGACAGCUCUUCGUCGUCGGGGUCUGGACGUGGAUCCGUCGUGUCCAUGGUGUGGAUUAGAGGAAGAAACUGAGGUACAUGUUCUUCUCUCUUGUCCUGUGAUUCAGCGUAUCUGGUUUGCUAUCAUGGGGCUUGGGGUCACGGAGGAUGCUCCACUCCAUGUGGUGGUGGCCCGAAUGUGGGAUGGGGUGUGUGAGACGGUGGUGGACAAAUUCAUUACGGUGGUGUACGUGAUUUGGGAGGCUCGGAAUGCGUUGUUGUUUCAGAACCGUGAGUUAUCCCUUGACCAUGUCCUUGCUCGGGUCGCGUCUCUUGAGGCUUUGCCUCGGCCAGGAGCUUUGCAGCGCUCCCCUAGGGCGGAAGCGGCGGCAUGGUCGCGCCCAGCGGUGGGGUGGAUUAAGGUAAAUGUUGAUGCUUCCGUGCGGCGUGCUAUGGCGGGAUUUGGGAUGGUGGCGAGGGAUGAGGAAGGUGCUCUCCUGGCAGCUGCAACUUUAGCUCCGGUGAUGAUGCAAUCAGCGGGACUAGCAGAGGCACUUUGCUUGCGGUGGGCGAUGAGACUUGCUCUUGAUCUUGGCUUCUUCUCAGUUUGCUUCGAGACGGAUUCCUUGCAGCUUUAUCAGUGGUGGCGUCGUCGAACUAGAGGCUCUUCUUACCUUGAUUUGAUUAUUUCUGAUUGUCGUACUUUAGCUUUAUCUUUUGCAAACAUUGAUGUUUUGUUUGUUCGUCGUUCCGGUAACCGAGCCGCUGACUUUUUAGCCCGGGGGGCAUCCUCUUUUUUGGUUUGGAUAGAGGAGGGACCUCCUGGCCUUGAUGCUUUUGUAACCUCUGAUGCUAUGGCUUCCAUGCCUGUCUGA